This is a messenger RNA of Misgurnus anguillicaudatus (oriental weatherfish), 1933 nucleotides long. Its product is annotated as 4-galactosyl-N-acetylglucosaminide 3-alpha-L-fucosyltransferase 9-like. Gene Ontology annotation, molecular function: alpha-(1->3)-fucosyltransferase activity. Lineage: Eukaryota; Metazoa; Chordata; Actinopteri; Cypriniformes; Cobitidae. Gene Ontology annotation, cellular component: membrane. The record is from RefSeq and is a predicted model, not a curated record.
UUUAGGUUAUUUAAAAAUAACCACCCUACAACGUUAUGGGAACGUUAUUUUAUGGUUGCAAAAAAUAAAACCUAAAAAUAACGUUCCCAGAACGUUAUUUUUUGGUUCCCAAAAAAUAACCAAAAUAUAACCAAAAACUAACGUUAGGGGAACGUUCUGUGUUUGCUGGGUAUCCACUCGCCAUAUCCGUGUACUUCAUAAUUUAGAUCCGUUUGGAACUCCAUACUCGAACACACCUAAUGUCUCGAACACACCUAACGUGUUGAAAUUGUUUAAAUAAGCGCGUGGCCGAUGACGGUGCGCGCAUCCGUAUUCCGUAGCACUGUCAGCACGUCUAUAUACACAAUAAACCUGCACUGAAACAUGACUGAUCAAAACAAAAUCCACUGCAGGCUCAAAGUGUGGCUUAUCAUUUUGUCCAUUGGAUUAAUUAUAUAUUUUGCACGUCAGUAUUAUUUUGAUUGUCAUGAAGGAUCAACGAAGGCCAACAUUUUUACAACAGUAAAAAAGAAGCCUCUGGAAAAUGACACAAUCCUACUGAUAUGGCUGUGGCCAUUUGGAAGAAAGUUUGACUUGAAUUCCUGCAGUGCCAAAUUUAACAUAGACGGCUGUCAUUUAACUGACGACAAAGAACUCUACAGCAAGGCCCAUGGAGUGCUAAUAAAUCACAGAGACAUUAAGAGCGACCUGUCAAAUUUACCCCCAGAACCAAGGCCCUUCUUUCAGAAAUGGAUAUGGAUGCACUUUGAGUCCCCACUAAACACAAGGAGACUUAAUGGUUUGAACAACCUGUUUAAUGUGACGCUAAAUUACCGGCGAGAUGCUGAUAUUGCCAUUCGUGAGCAAAUGAUGCUUAAAACCGAAGAUAAAGAGGAUAAGAUAUUCCCUGGAGUUCUGGAGAAAAAGGACAAGUUAGUUUGUUGGAUCGUGAGCAAUUGGAAUGAUGCAUUUAAACGGGUAAAAUACUAUAAUGAACUGAAAAAACACAUUAACAUUCAUGCGGUUGGGCGGCAUUUUGGAAAAUCUGUAAGUUAUGAAGAAUACAAAGAACUAUUGACAAGUUGUAAGUUUUAUUUAUCAUUUGAGAACACAGACAUGCAUUAUGACUAUAUGACAGAAAAGCUGUUCAAUCCACUUAAUCUGGGAUCAGUCCCAGUGGCUCUUGGCCCUCCAAGAUACAUAUAUGAAAGAUUUGUGCCGAAAGAUGCUUUUAUCCACGUGGAUGAUUUCUCCAGCCCUCAAGAACUGGCUAAAUAUCUGCUGACACUGGACAAGAAUGUUGAAGAGUACAAAAAGUAUUUUAAUUGGAGAAAAAACUUUGAAGUGAAACUUGUCGAUUAUCCAGGACAACAUGCGUGCCGUGCCUGUCAGUACAUACGUAUGAAGAAGGACUAUCAAGUUUUUGUAAAUCUCAACAACUGGUAUUGGGAUCCCAUAAACAUGGACAACUAAAUGCCUUUGCUAACACUGGUAAUAAAAAUUGACCCUUUGACAGAUUCUUUAGAGGUUUAUAUUUUUAAUAUUGAAAGGGAUUUAAAGUCUUUAUUUAUGAUGCACUAAAACCAAUCACUGGUGAAUUUUGUAAUGGAAAAUGACGAUAUAUCUCAGCAGUCAGUGUCUUUCAACCACCAAUUUUUUUAUCCUUCCCAAUCGUCUGUCAUGUUGUUUUUGUUAGUCCGUUAUUACACUAUGCGAAGUGAUAUGGAACGGUAAUGCGGUCAAGAGAGCUGCCCGGAACUACAUUCGCCAUGCGUUUCCCAGAAAAUAAUUGCACACCUCAGAACGUUUAUAACGGCAAGCGUGAGAGACAUUCGGGCCAGUAAAAAGUAUUGUCACUUGCCCGAUCAGGCCAGUGCUUCACCUUCAGUCACUAAAAUAUAUUUUCAUCAAUAAUAUACAUAUUAUUUAACAUUUUGGAAGCAGACAGUUACUU